This is a messenger RNA of Oncorhynchus gorbuscha (pink salmon), 5653 nucleotides long. Its product is annotated as CREB-regulated transcription coactivator 2-like. Bases 229 to 2781 code for a protein of 850 amino acids. Gene Ontology annotation, biological process: positive regulation of transcription by RNA polymerase II; protein homotetramerization. The record is from RefSeq and is a predicted model, not a curated record. The transcript has 14 exons. Gene Ontology annotation, cellular component: nucleus; cytoplasm. NCBI's taxonomy places the organism in Eukaryota, Metazoa, Chordata, Actinopteri, Salmoniformes, Salmonidae. Gene Ontology annotation, molecular function: cAMP response element binding protein binding.
UAGCUAGUUACCACAGCUACAAAGUCCAAAUGGUCUGUCGUACAAAUUAAUGAAAACAAAAAUAACUUUUUGGUCUUCAUUUAUGGUUAACUGUGUUAAUGUUAGGUUUAAAAUCACAUUUUAAGAAGAUAAAUUGUAGAAAUAGGCGGCCCGUAUCACUUUGUGGCUAUAGUAACUAACGUUAGUGACAAGUCAGAUCAUCCCACUGCGUGAAGUCGUUUGGCAAAUAUGUCUGCUACGGAUGUAGGCGGUUGUGGACCCGGAGCAGGACCCAGUUCGGGUGCUGGGUCCGGGGCAUCAAACCCUCGAAAAUUUAGCGAGAAAAUAGCUCUACAUACCCAACGUCAGGCUGAAGAGACUGCUGCUUUUCAGGAGGUUAUGAUGGAUAUCACCUCUACCAGGAUCCAGGCUCAGAAAGUGCGUCUGGCUAGAACCCAGGGCCCGUACUAUGGGGGCUCCCUACCCAAUGUUAAUCAGAUCGGCAGGAACCCAGGCGACUUUCAGGGUUUGUUCCACUCUAACCUGGACUCCAGUCGCUCCACACGGCACCACGGCCUGGUAGAGCGGGUCCAGAGGGACAGACGCUUCAUCUCCCCAGGGCGUCCCUACAGGAAACAAGUGGACAGCUCUCCGUACAACUCAGCCUAUCUGUCCCCGCCUCCGGACACCAGUUGGAGAAGGAACUGUUCGGGCAACUUCCCAGGAGACAAAAGCCAGUUGUUUCGCCUCCCCACCAUGGCACUCAACAGGACCAACUCAGACUCUGCCCUCCACACCAGUGUGAUGAACCCCCCUGCAGGAGACCCCUUCAACAAUGGACACACACUCACCCUUCAGGGCAGACUCACUGGUCAGAGUGAAGGAGAGGGGAGAAGAAUGUUUCCGUACCCAGUUCCCCCCAUUGAGGAGAACAUUCUGGAUCAGGGCAAACUGCUUAAGCCCUGGGACACCAAGAAGUUGCCCCUGCUGUCUUCUCGACCCAAGUCCUGUGAAGUUCCCGGUAUCAAUAUCUUCCCCUCCCCUGACCAGCAGUCCAGCACCCCCCAUGCUCCCUCAGCCCUAAACACGGGUGGCUCCCUGCCCGACCUCUCCAGCCUGCACUUCCCGUCACCGCUGCCCACCCCGCUGGACCCAGAUGAGCCGGGCUACCCUUCGUCCCUGAGUGGGGGCAGCAGCACGGGCAACCUGGCCUCCACCCUGACCCAGCUGGGCAUUAAUGCCAGCAAUGCCUUCUGCCACUCGCCAGGUCUCCUGGCAUCUCUUCAGGGGACUCUCAGUAACCCCUCCCUGCAGUCCUCGCUAAGCAACCCCAACAUCCAAUCAUCUCUCAGCAGCCACUCCUUCCCAAACUCCCUCAGCUCCACCUCCUUGCACUCGUCGCUUAGCAACCCGUCCCUGCAGUCCUCCCUUAGCUCCUCCCCCUCCCUCCAGUCUUCCCUGAGCAACCAAUCCCUGCACUCCUCCCUCAGCAACUCCUCCCUGAGUGGCCAGUCCCUCCACACCGCAUCCAGUAACCCUAGUUACAAUAGCGGGGUGGGAGGGUCCGGCUCGUGCUCCUCUUAUUCACCACUGCUAACUAGCCAGGGGCAGUCGCCUCUCAGCACGUUGCCACGGAGACGAGCUCAGCUCUCCCCUCUGAUCCUACCCAUGGGAGGGGAGUCUCGCCGACACCACUCCAAACAGUUCUCCCCCACCAUCUCUCCUAACUUGUCCUCCAUAACACAGGGUGUCCCUCUGGACACCAGCAAACUCCCUAUGGACCAGAGGCUCCCUCCCUACCCCUUCAACCAACCCCAGCAGCAGCUUCAUCAGCCAGGUCCUCCAGCAUCCCAUCAGCCCCAGCAGGCCUCUCAGGUAGGACAACAGCUCUCCCAGCCGUCCGUGGUACUGCAACAACAAAAUCAACAACAGCAUCAACACCAUCAGCUGCAUUUGCAACACCAGCUGCACCAGCAGCAAUGUGCCCAGUCUCAGCAGGCCCUCCAGCAGCUGCACCUGCAGAACCUGUGCAAUGCCCAGAACCAGCAGAUGCAGCACCUGCAGCAGCACCAUAGGGUGUCGGUCAAAAUUGAGAAGCAGGGUGAGCAGGGCCAGAACUCUCAGUGCCUGCAGACGCAAGACCCGCAGUCAACCCAGCAGCAGCAACAACAACAACAACAGCAGCAGCAACAACAACAACAACAACAACAGGACCAGCAAGACCAACUGCAGCAGAUGGAGCAGCAAAGGCAGCAGGGAAGUCUUCCCCAGCUGCAGCACAUCAGCCACUCCCUGGCCACAGACCUGGGCCUCUACAACGACACAUUACUGUUAAACUCUCUGUUGGAUGAUCCCUACCUGGGCCUGCAGAUCGCCUCCAGACAGAACCAGCAGUCUCAAUUCAACAUGGAGACUCCGGGAGACAGCCUGUCGUUCAACCACGGUGGCUUGGGCUGUGGGAGUGGUAGAAAAGGCCAGGAGGAAUCCUACCACCCCAACCAUGGCUUCCUGGAGCUUCACGACUCAGGGGAUAGGCAGCACCUUAACAACCAGAACUUUGGGGGAGAGGGAUGCCACAACGUCCCUAACAUCAUCCUCACAGGAGACAGUUCGUUGGGCCUUUCCAAGGAGAUCGCCAGCGCCCUGUCCCACGUGCCAGGGUUUGAGAUGGACUCAUUUGCUCUGGAUGACCCCCUCAGGAUGGACCCCCUGGCCCUUGAGGGGCUGGGCAUGCUGGACGGGGACUUCAUGCUGACCGACCCCGCCGUGGAAGACUCCUUCCGCUCCGACCGCCUCAAGUGACCCUCCCCCAGGAGUGGAUACGGAGGAGUGAGGAGGGAAGGGGGUUGGAACGACCCCAGACUGAAGUGGAACAGGUGGGGUUGAGCCCUGCUUUGUUUCCCCCUUCUUGGCGAUUGACCCAACCACAGCAUCUGCGAAUAAAAGGGCAGGUGGGAGGUUUUGGACAGUCUAGUGCAGGGAUCUCUGACUGGUCCCGGAGAGAAACUGGGAAGCAGGCUGUUGUUCUACCACAGCACUAAUACACUUGUCAAUCUUAAAUCUGGAUCUUGAUUAUUUGAAUCGGGUGUGUUAGUGCUGGGCUUGAAUAGAAUUCUACAUGCUCUCCAGAACCAGAGUUGGAGGCACCUGGUCUAGUGGGGACCUCUCCACAUGCUUUUUGUGAGGUGAUGUGGUGGUGGGGAAGGUUGGAGGACAGGACUGACAUGUCAGUGGUGGAGCAAGUUCGUUUACGGUUCUUUCCACUACAUCCAGGCAGUUAUCGAAAAUGCACUUGUGAUGCUUAAGAGAAAAAAAGAAAAUAUCGGCAUUAGCUUGUACGAGUCUUAUCUGCAUGUAAACAAAUGCACUUCGGAUAAUGCAUAAACGCAGGGAUCACGCAUGAGGUCAGUUACACUUGAAAAUGCCGUCUUAAAAACCAUACCAUAUGCAUUCUAUGAGACAGGACUUUCCCGACUGGUCUUUCGGCUUUGUCUGUCUGUGUUCCAUCAUUCCAACGCCAGUAUGGGGAGGCUGGAAUAUCGGCCAUGUUCGCCAUCUUUCUACUGCAAGAACACACAGUAGAUCUGGAUUACAUCAACCCAACCAGAGACUGUUCAACCAAUAGUUGCCAAUCGACAUGUCAUUAAGUGUUUCCAUUUUAUUUAGGUUUGGUGAAGGUAAUUCAAUGGAGGGCCUUGCUCGCUAUAAUUCAGAUAUGGUUCAGUCUUUCAACGGACAAGAGAAGAAAGUGUUUGUUUUGGAGAGGUGACUUUCUCAGUCCCUUGGGACAAGUUGGCACUUAUUCAUUUUAGUGUCUGGACGGCAUAUCCGUCUGUAAGAUUAUCACUGUGUCUGUGUUCAAGACCCAGCUAAAUGGACCUUUCUCAUUUAACGUCUGUUAACUUGAAUUGUCUUGAUGGUUCCUAAUUGAAAAAAAUGUACUAAAUCAAUCGUCUAAGGAUAUUGCCCUCAUAUUGAACCAAGUAGUCCACAGAAUCCAUUAUCCAACUCUCCUGUCUAUAAAAAAAACAACACAGAAAAUAACACAUUUCAUUGCACCUGUCUGGUGUGUGACAAAAUAUUUUUGUAUUCUUUUUUUAAACAUUUUUAUAUGUCCCAACAUGACAGCUGUUGCCAUUCUGCCAGCCUGCUUCUAUACCAUUGAGCUUCUCAGUAAGUUUAAGCUGAGGACCUUUUGCUAUGUACCACCCCUGUGUGCCUGCUAUCUUCUGCUCAGAUCUUAGACCUACCCUCUUCUGCACAUUUCCUUUAAAGCAACUAGGGACUGUUUGUUUUUAAAUGUGUGCUAUUGACAAAGUGUCUGCCUUCCAUCAAGAGAAUUGGCAUUGUUGAUAUGAAAAAGGCAGAGGAAAAGGAAAAGCCCUCAAUACAUUUCAAUUACAUGAAUUGGAGUUGUAUGUUUUAUCAUUGAGUAAUUGGGAAAUGGCAAGGCCAAAACCAAGUAGACUAAUGCAUAGCAACAUUUUUGCCAUAGUAUAUAUUUUAACUGCUACUACUAUCCUAAGGCCUUGGAGCUUUAGUGUCCGUUUUAGUCAGGUAAUCCUAGCCACUGUGAUUGACACCUCUAACCCCUCCCACCUGCUGCACCUGUCUUGCCAGAGCCAGAUUAUAGUAACAUAUUUUUAUGUAACAAAGUAGUUAUUACUAUGAAGUUUUAUUUUUUAAUUAAAGGUGGUCUGCCUUUGUAUAUAAAUGGAUAAAUAAUUGAGAGUAUAUUUGAGAAGAGAAGCCUUUUGGUUCCGCAACACCCUGAAACCGGUUGCAUGAUUUGAAAAGCAACAGGUUCUGAAAAAUGUAGUCCAUUUGCUAUGCAAAGUGUUAUUGUGCAUGUCUCGUGUGACUGUCUGGGAGUUGCCAAAUACAUUUUUUUUUAUUUAGUACAUUUGCAAGUAGUACAUUUGCAUCAUACUAUUGUAGUGAAAAUACAUUUUUUUUAAACUAAUUUUUGGGGGCUUUUUUAUUGGUUUUUAAAUUGUCACCAAAGCAAAAUAUGACCAUGUUUGAUAUUGGUGUCUGAAGACUACUGUAAGUUUGACAUUGUGUGGCAGCAACAGGAAGUUAGUGCUUGAGAUAAUAUCGUUAAACUUUCAUAAUGACAAAGGUUAUGGAAAUCAGCCCUUCUUUCCAGUGUGGACUGAAAGAGGCCAUGUUUGACAGACUUAAUAAACACAAGCAUUGCAAUUUGGAUAUAGAAAGCUGUAUGCAACUGUUACAUCAUAGAUUGGUGGUAACAUCCAUCCUAAAAUGAAGUAGUGCUGUUCUGAAGUUGUGCUAACAUAGAGUUUAACCCCCUUAUUGACAGAUAUUGAAUUACCUCUAAUUACCGGUAUGCUUUAUUUCAACCAUAUUGCUUUUACACGGAUCAUAUGAGCCAAAUGCAAAUCUUUUUUGACAGGAGUGGUGGUUGAAGUGGUUUGAGUAUCAAACCUAUGGUAAAACCCAUUCACUACUGCCCCCUAUCCAACAGUAAUAGUGUGGGUUUGCAAAGUCUCCUUUUACCACUGUGAGCCAAUGUUGUGCCUCGACGUAAACUCAGCAAAAAAAGAAACGUCCUCACUGUCAACUGCGUUUAUUUUCAGGAAACUUAACAUGUGUAAAUAUUUGUAUGAACAUAACAUUCAACAACUGAGACAAACUGAACAAGUUCCACAGA